This is a messenger RNA of Dendrobium catenatum, 1151 nucleotides long. RefSeq names its product sphingosine kinase 1-like. Gene Ontology annotation, cellular component: intracellular membrane-bounded organelle; cytoplasm; membrane. The record is from RefSeq and is a predicted model, not a curated record. Gene Ontology annotation, biological process: sphingosine biosynthetic process. NCBI's taxonomy places the organism in Eukaryota, Viridiplantae, Streptophyta, Magnoliopsida, Asparagales, Orchidaceae. The coding region runs from base 16 to 882 and encodes 288 amino acids. The transcript has 6 exons.
GUAUUCUUUGAUACAAUGCCAAAUGCAGGUACAGGAAAUGGGCUAGCAAAAUCACUCUUGGACGCAGCUGGAGAAAUGUAUUCGAUACUGAAUGCUACUUUUGCUGUUAUAAGAGGCCAUAAACGGGCACUGGACGUUACUACUGUAUUGCAAGGAGAAACCAAGUUUUUUAGUAUCUUAAUGCUUACAUGGGGGUUAAUAGCUGAUAUUGAUAUUGAGUCUGAAAAGUACAGAUGGAUGGGAAGAACUCGCCUAGACUUCUAUAGUUUUUUAAGAAUAAUGAAGUUGCGCAAAUACCAUGGUCAUAUUGAGUUUGUUCCUGCUCCUGGAUAUGAACUCUAUGGAGAACCUAUGAAGGAUGGAGCAAUCUGUAUGGGUACUGAUGAUGUAUCUGAGAAAGGACAAAACUGUGUUGCUGAAGUCUUGCAAGGUAGCUACCAGGGCCCUAGUGUUUGUUUUGAAAAGUCAGAUUGGAGGUUUCUGGAAGGCCCCUUUGUAACUAUUUCACUUAUGAAUGUGCCUUGGAUGGGUGAAGAUGCUAUGCCAACACCUGAGGCCAAGUUUUCUGAUGGCUUCCUGGACUUGGUUAUGAUCAAGGACUGCCCAAAAUCUGCUCUUUUAUCAAUAUUGCUUAAGCUUAAAGAUGGAAGCCAUAUUAAAUCACCAUAUGUGAUGUACCUAAAGGUGAAAGCAUUUAAGCUGGUGCCAGGCAACCGUGUGGGGGAUCCCACAAAGGGAGGCAUCGUAGACGUUGAUGGUGAAGUGGUUGCUAGGGGUGAAGGAAUUGACUUGUGUGGUCAAGAAGGAGAUCUAAUGGCGUACGGACCUCCGAUCCAAUUAACAGUCGAUAAGGGUCUAGCGACGGUCUUCUCUCCGAGGUGAUCAAACAUUGUCAAUCUUCACCACGGUCUUCUCUCCGAGGUGAUCAACCAUUGUCAAUCUUCACCAUGUACUUGAUUCUCCCUCCAACUCCUGGCUAUUAAUAUUAUACUGAAUAUGCACAAGUUGGGGGAUGAUCUUGUGUGAAGUAGAAAUAAUCCUCUAAUUUCCAUGCGUUCUUGUUUUUUGUCUCUUCAGGUCUGUUUUAUCUGUUGGCCUGUUUUAUAGCCAUCACUUGAAUUCAGCAAUCCUGUUGCUGGGCUUUCCCACUA